Messenger RNA from Kwoniella botswanensis, 1935 nucleotides. RefSeq lists its product as uncharacterized. The transcript has 14 exons. The record is from RefSeq and is a predicted model, not a curated record. Bases 1 to 1935 code for a protein of 644 amino acids. Lineage: Eukaryota; Fungi; Basidiomycota; Tremellomycetes; Tremellales; Cryptococcaceae.
AUGGUCACGGGUAAGAAUUCGAGUCGCUUGACAAGCGACCAAUCGCUAUAUUUUCAGCUGGACGACGACAAGGCUGAUUACUUCAGUCCACUUGAUGCACCUGAAUAUACAUUCCCCUCAACUACGGCCUGCUGGGGCUCAGAGCCGGAACCAUUGACGGUUCUCUCGCUCCCCCGAGACUCAUUCAAGCUCCCAAGGGAUGCUAGUGUAGAGACUUUGGUCCAGAAUGCUAUUGAUAAUGAUGACGUGAUAAGCCCGAGGUGGUUGCAAAAGGUAGCCGUUGUUCAUGAUGGCGAUAACGAUGAUGAUACCGAGAGCGGUAUAUCUGGUUCUCAGCUCGAAUGCCUCAAAAACAGGUAUGGUACUACGGAUAUCACAUUGGACAGCCGUAUCCCGAUGAUCGAUCAGAACGCAAAACAUGGAGCUCCCACAGUUCACACGUUAGAGCUGGUUACGACGAGAGAUGUCGCAUCCGGAGCCUACUUGGCUAAAUCAAUGGAUGGUGUUCUGAAGCUCUAUCCCGUUUAUCGAUUGCAUCCUGAUAAGACUUCUGCACAUGUGACUGGUUGUUACCCCUCUCCAGAAGGUGAUGGGACGUAUAAGACGUUGAACAAAACCGAUUCUAGAAAACACAAUUUGAUACCUGUUCGAUCGAAAUCAUCAGGUUCGGGACCAAGGGUUACGGUCAAAGACAUCUACGAUGUUCAAGGCCUCGUCACAGGGAACGGUAGUAGGAUCUGCACCGAGCAUGGAGAGCCGGCAAAAGCGAAUGCAACGUCCAUUCAGGCGCUCCUGGACUCUGAGGUGCAAAUUGUCGGUAAAACGCAAUGCAAUGAGUUCGCAGGGAGAGGACCAAAUAUCGAAGAGAAUACUCAAUUUUCUUAUCCAUGGUCUCUUCGAGCCGAUGGGUACCAGUCAGUAGGAGGAUCCUCUAGUGGCGCCGCGUCAGCUCUGAUUGCGGCGGAUUACCUUGAUGCCGCUUUAACAUCGGAUACAUGCGGAUCAACACUUUAUCCAGCAGGCUGCAGUGGUCUGUACGGAAUGAGGCCAACUCAUGGAGCGGUCUCAAUGCAAGGUGUUCUUUCGUUCUGUCCAGAAUCAGAUACGGUUGGAAUUAUGAGUAGAGAUCCAGCAAUCUUGACGGACCUAGCUCGUAAAUGGUUCUCAACCUCGGACAAAGUCAAACCACAUACAAAGUUACCCAAGGAGGUGCUGGUACCUUCAGAUGACUUGAAGAAUAUGAGCUCCGAUGUCAAGAACCGAUUCGAGACCUUCAUCGAGAAAGUUUCGCAUAACUUGGGUAUGACUGUCAAAUAUAUCAAUAUGAGUAUAGAAGGACCGAAUGAGGAGAAAUGUAUGAUAACUCCGGCAGAAUUCAGAUUACUGAACCUAGCGGAUCAGUGGAGAGAUGUCGGUAAAGAGUUUGUGGAUGAUUAUGAGAAAGCGAACGAUGGUAGAUGGCCUCCACUGGGAGGUUACACGAGAUCUGGAUGGAAAAAGGCCAAAGCUGAGCAUUGGUCCGAGGAAGAUUUCGGAUUUUAUAAGGACAAAUUAGCAAAAACGGGAGAGAUGAUCACUAAACUGUUCAGGCCCAAUCAAGAGUCGAUAAGUGAAUCCAUUUUCAUUAACUUAUGGGAUCCGUCUUCAUACCCUUACUAUCGCGAAAAGUCCUUGUUGGCAGAUCAUCUGACUCCUCCUUCUGUGCAACCAGUCAGUCCCGUGCACCUUCCGGCCUAUUCGGGAUGCCCAACAAUUGUGGCGCCUUUCGACCAAGUCCCGUUCAAUAGUGUGAUCUCGGGAAAAGAAGAAAUGCACCCUCUGGCUGUUAGCAUGAUGGGUCCACAAGGCUCAGAUCUGAUGUUGGCGGAAAUCGUCGACAAGUUGACAUCGGCCGAUAUCUUGAAAACCGUCAAAACUGGCAGAGAAGCCUUUUGA